AUGGGAGAAAUUCAGGCCUUGGAGCGGGAGAUUGAUAACCUGCUCCCGAAUAGGUGGGACCGACCCAAGAAUACGAAGCUCGACGAAAUCAGGGCCCGGGAGAAGGAGAUUAUGUCGAAUAAGUCUGUUGGCCAGGAAUCUACCGCCUUCUACGAUGCGGCGUCCGCCAAUCGCCCCAGUUAUGGACUGGGUCAGGGCGAGCAGAUCCCCCACACCCCAGUCACUAUUUAUCGCAAGGGAAGGCAGGAUAACAUAAGCAACACGAAGGCUCCUUCCGUGGAAGAUUCGAGCAACAAGGCUUCCACAAACUCGAACCGGGAUUCGGACGUGCCACGAGACCGUCAAAUUAACGACCUAGCCACUCAGGAUUCCUCAAGAGAGCUUUUGCAGAGGCUCCAUCUACAUUCCAUCCCCGCCCUCAGCUCGGACGAGGAUGAACCUAAAGACGAUGGCGCCGCCGAUGAAACUCCGCGGCCUAAGAGGCAGCAGGAUAUACUGGCCAUGCCCACUCCUCGCAUUAUCGGCGCCUACGUUGGAACCCCGGCCACUAUUAAAGUCGGGCGAGUCGAGGACGACAAGCCAACCAGACCCCCGUUGAGACUAAACCCCAGAGAGCCGAGCCGAUCAACCGGAGACGAGGAGACAGCCAGAGCGAUCCUGGAGGACCUCAAGGAUAAGCUCCUCGAAGAGGUGACCAAGGACCAGGAGAAGAAGCGGCCGGGCAGGUCUAGCAAGGAGAGGACGCCGGAUGGCGGGAGUGACUUGGAGGCUCUGAACCGCAUGACCAAAUCCGUCACCUCGAGUCUCCGCGACCUCCACGCUGUCAAACGGGGCAUCGACCGGCUAUCUGACCAAGUCAACCUUCCCGAUCUCAACCCUGCGGAUCAAGGCGCGGAACCCACCGCUAAGCCCGUUGCUCCCGCUGGGUCUGACGCUAUCGACGAGAAGACAUUAGCAAAGGCCACCGAACUCCUCAAAGCCGAGCUUCUCAAAUCUGGUCCCUUCCCGCCCGCCGUAUCCAAUCCUGACCAAGCUGCCGUCGUCCACUAUCCCCAGCUCUACACUAAUAGGCCUUUCCGGUUGACGCUCCUCGGGCUCGUCACCGGCCUGUUCACCCUCUGGUGUGUAGCGGAAUCCGCCAUGUGCGCCCAAUACUGCCGCCCCGCCAUCUGCUCGGAGCCGCCUUGCGUCUGGUCACCCGACGACCCGACCCGCCUGGCGGAUGAGUGGGACGACCUUGUCGCCGAUGCCUCGGACCUCCUCCACGGCGUCGACAUCCGCACCACCAACCCGGACGAGCUAGACUUCCGGGAUCGCCGUCAGUACCGCCGUCGUAUGCGCAAGAAGGGCUUGCUCAAACAGCGGGCGGAGUCGCCGGCGCACAAGGAAAAGUGGGAUGCGUGGCACGCGGCGCGGAUCGCGACGGAGAGGGCCAGCGCGGCGCGCGAAAUGGGAUAUGACGUGUACGACGAGAGCGAAAGCAUGGGCGACGACGCUAAAGGAUAG
This is a messenger RNA of Parascedosporium putredinis, 1506 nucleotides long. NCBI's taxonomy places the organism in Eukaryota, Fungi, Ascomycota, Sordariomycetes, Microascales, Microascaceae. The record is from the annotation of a GenBank genome assembly.